AUGGACUUGAAGCCUGGUGUGGCUGCAGGGGAAGAGCCAGAGCUACCAAUCCCCAUCUCUUUGAUAUCAGGCCGCUAUUUUCUCUUCUCCAUCGACGCAGUAACAUAUCUACGUCGUGAACAUCACAUUUGCGGCGUACUAGUAGGGACUCUACCUCAAGUUCCGCAACAAAAUGUUUUCCUAGGGCUGCCACUGGAGUUAAUGCCUGAGGAGGCUAGGCUAUUGGUAGAAAAGGAUGUGGCAUAUGUUGUGGACGACACACAGGCUCAUACCCAGGGUAUCACCAACCUACAAGAGGAAGAUAAAAGACGCUAUCUCAAUGAACUAAAACAAAAAGGACUCCAGGCCACCCUUAUUCUAGCUGAUAAAAAAGCAGAAAGGCGAGAAAUAGCAUUGAAAAGGCAGAAAGAUAAAGAGGUAAAGAAAUCCAAAAGAAAAACCAAAGGUGAAAAGCCAGAGGUAGCAGAAGGAGACACGCCAUCACACGUCGAACCAGAGACUGAAAUUGAUGAUGGCGAUGGUGAUGACGAGCUUCUAUUCGCACCGCCCAAGAAGCCAGCCGUGGCAGGGGAUACUGCUUCUAGGGACUGCGGAGAACAGAUAUUAGAAGUCACCCCCGCUACAUCCAAUGGACUGUUACCUAGAGCGGCACCCCGAGCUCCCGCAUAUCUCCCAGAAGCUCCUUCGUCCUACCCACUCUUUGCUUACUUGCACUCAAAGGGAUACUUUCUCUCCCCUGGAUUGCGUUUUGGUUGCCAGUAUAUGGCUUAUCCUGGUGACCCAUUACGCUUCCACUCUCACUUUCUGGUGGUCUCCACCAAAUGGGAAGAAGAGUUCGAUCUUAUGGACCUUGUUGCCGGCGGACGACUGGGAACUGGUGUCAAAAAGGGCUACCUUAUCGGUGGUACUGAAAAGUCCGAUGAUGAGGGCUCUGAACAAGUAAUUAGGACGUUCAGUCUUGAAUGGGCCGGAAUGUGA
This is a messenger RNA of Trichophyton rubrum CBS 118892, 978 nucleotides long. RefSeq names its product tRNA-intron endonuclease. NCBI's taxonomy places the organism in Eukaryota, Fungi, Ascomycota, Eurotiomycetes, Onygenales, Arthrodermataceae. Gene Ontology annotation, molecular function: tRNA-intron lyase activity; nucleic acid binding. The transcript has a single exon. The coding region runs from base 1 to 978 and encodes 325 amino acids. Gene Ontology annotation, biological process: tRNA splicing, via endonucleolytic cleavage and ligation; tRNA-type intron splice site recognition and cleavage. The record is from RefSeq and is a predicted model, not a curated record. Gene Ontology annotation, cellular component: tRNA-intron endonuclease complex.